AUGGCCUCGCGACGGCCUACUCUUCGCCUGUUUGCUCAGUGCAAGACGAAGCCCCAAUUCAACCAUACCUGGACCCCUCGCCGAGCUGCAUCAAGCUUCCAGAGCUCCGGAUCGGCACGUCAAGCUGUCUCGAACUCGCGAAACUACCUCACUUUGGCUGCUGCUGGUCUGGCUGUAGCCACUACUCUUAGUUACAAGAUGGCCGUCGAAGACCCCAUCCGAUGCGAUUCCCCCACCCUUGCCGAGCGCGACCAGCAGAUUAAGCGCGAGAAAGGCGUAAAUGAUGCCUCGCCAAUGCGCCUGCGUAUGGAGAAGUUCGUCAAGGAGCAACAGAAGGAAAUUGUCAGAGCGCUAGAGGAGGCCGACGGCACACCAUUCCGGGUGGACGAGUGGCAGCGCAAGGAGGGUGGCGGCGGCAUCACCUGCGUCCUCCAGGAAGGCAAGGUAUUUGAGAAGGCCGGUGUUGGUGUGAGCGUCGUUUACGGCACUCUUCCCAAGCCCGCCAUCAUCAAGAUGCGUGCCAACCACAAAAACCUGGCUCAGGAGGAUGACAUUCCUGACAGCCUCGAGUUCUUCGCCGCCGGCCUCAGUCUGAUCGUCCACCCCAAGAACCCCAUGGCCCCGACGGUCCACCUCAACUACCGAUACUUCGAGACGGCCAACCCCGACGGCUCCUCGGGAGCGUGGUGGUUCGGUGGCGGAAGUGACCUGACGCCCAGCUACCUCUUUGAUGAGGACGCCAUCCAGUUCCACAAGUCGCUGAAGGAAGUGUGCGAUGCCCACGACAAGGAAUACUACCCCCGCUUCAAGAAGUGGUGCGACGAGUACUUCUACAACAAGCACCGCGGCGAGUGCCGCGGUAUCGGUGGCAUCUUCUUCGACGACUUGGAUGAGACCGUCUCCGACAAGGAGAACACCUUCGCUUUCGUCCAGGACGCACUCAAGUCGUUUGCGCCCACCUACAUUUCCAUCAUCAACAAGCGCAAGGAUAUGCCGUACACGGAGGAGGAGAAGCGGUGGCAGCAGAUUCGCAGGGGCAAGUAUGUCGAGUUCAACCUGGUGCACGACCGCGGUACCGCGUUUGGCUUGAAUACCCCUGGUGCGCGCGUGGAGAGUAUCCUCAUGAGCUUGCCGUUGACGGCUAGGUGGGAGUACAUGUAUGAACCGGCGCCAAAGAGCAGGGAGGCAAGGCUGGUUGAGGUGCUGAAGAACCCCAAGGACUGGGUAUGA
Neurospora hispaniola is the source of this 1230-nucleotide messenger RNA. Its product is annotated as putative coproporphyrinogen oxidase precursor. The transcript has 2 exons. Lineage: Eukaryota; Fungi; Ascomycota; Sordariomycetes; Sordariales; Sordariaceae. Gene Ontology annotation, molecular function: coproporphyrinogen oxidase activity. The record is from RefSeq and is a predicted model, not a curated record. Gene Ontology annotation, cellular component: cytoplasm. The coding region runs from base 1 to 1230 and encodes 409 amino acids.